Molecule: messenger RNA, 1374 nt
Organism: Colletotrichum godetiae
Lineage: Eukaryota; Fungi; Ascomycota; Sordariomycetes; Glomerellales; Glomerellaceae
Product: IBR finger domain-containing protein
Exons: 2
Coding region: 1-1374 (457 amino acids)
Biological process (GO): ubiquitin-dependent protein catabolic process; protein polyubiquitination; positive regulation of proteasomal ubiquitin-dependent protein catabolic process
Cellular component (GO): ubiquitin ligase complex; cytoplasm
Molecular function (GO): zinc ion binding; ubiquitin protein ligase activity; ubiquitin conjugating enzyme binding
Source: RefSeq, a predicted model, not a curated record
AUGCAGUGCUACGAGAUCGACGACGAGUCGCUCCGUCUGGUCCUCCAGAUGCAGUUGGAGGACUUGAAAAACAUCAAGGAGAGUGGCAAGGGCAAAUGCCGAGUGGAUCAGGUCUCUGAUCUCGACUUGGCUGUCGAUGCAUACCAUGCGGAGCUGGAGUCGCAAGCUGCACUCGCGGCGGAUAGGUGCAUGUGCAAGAGCAUAGCCAAAGCGAACCGAUGCGAUAGCCUCCUCAUUAUGAUUCUCACGAGGCAGGAGAACCAGGCCACUCGCGACAGAGCGGCGGCUAUUCGGCUAAGCGAGGGAACCGCACUCGGCGACGAUGUAUCUCCAAAGAAUCUUCCCACUCUUUCAGAGGAGUCUUGCACAAACGAGGAAGAUGAGAUGUUUUUACGGAAACUUGAGUCCCUCUACGUCUCUGUUGAUUAUGGCGAGGACGACGACGAAGGCAAUGACGAAGAGCCAGAGUCUUCAUCGUGGGCGGCCUCCAGGAAGGAAACCGAUGCGGCAGCCAUCAAACCAACCAGGCGGGAGAAGAAGACGACAUGCGACAGUUGUUCGAGUACCUACACCCCCAGCGCAGUCGCCCAGCUGCCAUGCAAACAUAACUACUGCCGCGACUGCCUGAGGACCCUCUUCGAGCUCUCCCUCACAGACGAGUCGCUAUUUCCGCCGAGAUGCUGCAAAUUGCCUAUCCCUAUAGACCGAGGCAACGCCAGGGCCCUGCUGUCCUCGAAGCUGGUAGGGGAGUUCCGGGCAAAGGAGAUUGAGUUUUCAACGCCCAACAGGACGUACUGCCACAGACCGACCUGUUCCAGGUUCAUCCCCAUGGAGUUCAUCAGAGCCGACGUUGGAACAUGCCCGCAAUGCCGCCACCAGACGUGCACCAUGUGCAAGGGCGCCGAGCACGGGAACCAAGAUUGCGCACAAGAUACGUUAACACAGGCUCUUCUCGAAGUCGCUGCCGCCAACGGUUGGCAGCGCUGCUUCUCGUGCCGCCGAAUCGUGGAGCUCGACCACGGAUGCUAUCAUAUGACCUGCCCCUGCGGAUCCCAAUUCUGCUACCUCUGUGGUCUGCAGUGGAAGACAUGCACCUGUGAGCAGUGGAACGAAGAGCGGCUCAUCGCCCGCGCUAACGUGAUUGUGAACCGCGAGGCCGGCGCCAUGCACUUGAACGCCGCGGUUAGAGCUCAGCGUGUCGAGCAAGAGGCGCUCAACCUCGUUCAGAACCACCAGUGCGCCCAUACCAGGUGGAGAAGCCGCAGUGGCAGUUUUCAGUGCGAGGAGUGCCAUCACUAUCUGCCGUCAUUCAUCUACGAAUGCACCCAGUGUCACAUCCACGCGUGUCGUAGGUGCCGUCACAAUCGAUUGUGA